Messenger RNA from Hydatigera taeniaeformis, 630 nucleotides. The record is from the annotation of a GenBank genome assembly. Lineage: Eukaryota; Metazoa; Platyhelminthes; Cestoda; Cyclophyllidea; Taeniidae.
AUGAUUUGUGUCACCAGUGAAUUUUACAUUGAUCCCAAUGGCGGCCAUUGGCGCGACUCCUUCCCCGUGCAUUGUCAACCGGGCACACUGGCUACGGUCAUUCCUUCGCUCUUGAAGCAUCCUGAACCAAUCGGCAUUUUGAACUCCCGUGACAACCAUGACUUCUUCUGGUACGCCUCUGAGGCGCUCAAAUCCGAAGAAGCGGAAUUGCCCUAUCAAAUCACCAAAGAUCAGUUGGCACACCUGCAGCUGUCGAGUGAAACAGCUUCACAGAAGCUGGUAAUUGGAUGUCGCUAUUAUGAUCCUAAGGACAAGGUCAUUUUCCUCGGGGACGGUAACCAGGCCCUCAGUAUCAACGCCACCGAUUCUGCUCUCGUGGUUAUCGACAUUCUCGAGAACUCUUGUUCGUCAAGCAACUACAUGGGCCAGAUGGUGGUCCAGAUACGAACACAAAUGACCACAAUGCUGCCAAUCCGAGACGUGCGGUUGCUCACGCCAACCUCGAACGAAGCUAAAGUGAGCGUGGAGCCUGGUCCAGUCGUAUUCAGCGGCGCUGUCGAGGAAGCACCCAUCGGCAUUGAUCAGCUGUACGCUACGGACGUCUCUCGCUACCACGCCUUCAGGCGGUAA